AGACACCUCCACCUUAAAAUUGUUGAAAUCUUUGGCUUUGUCUGCACACACUGCAGCAGCAGCUGGAGCAGCAGUGCAGGCUGGAAGAUAUCUGCUCUCUCCGCAGCUGAUUGACAGCUUCAGAGGCAAGGAGCGCUGGCGAGCGCACAUGACUGGAGCUUGUUAAUCUGCUGUAGCACUGCUCAUGUCAAAGGCAGCUCUUAAAAAUCCGUGUGAGAUACCUCCUCAUGCUGAUCAGCUUCUCAGCUAGGACAAGCAAGAGGAGGAUUUAUUCUUUCACCACAGCGCUGGAGCUUGCCAGUGUAUAACAAGGGCACAACAAAAUGCUAUAGCCUGCCUCCUGCAGCUGUAUUGUAAUUAAGAGACUGAGAACUUAAGUACCUAAUCUAAUAUGAAGGGAAUGUCUGUGUUUUAAACUGCAUUUGUCUGGUGGUGCGGAAGCAGAGGAGGUGAGGAAGUGUGAUUCCUGUGCAACUCACUGAAUUUUGUUUUUGGAGAAGCUUACUGAAACAAAAGGUCUUUGGUACAAAGCUACAUUUUAUCGGAUUGCCCACUUUAUUUCCUCACUCGCAAGCUUUGUGUUGCUGUUUCUGGACUUUCUUCAAAAAGGACACAUCAGAAGACACUUUCCUGAAGCUUUUUAAAGGGAAUACAAUAAAAGGAAAAUAAAUAACUUGGAGCAGAAGUGGUACUGUAUAAGUACGUAUGCCAUCGCAAUGUCCACGGUUUUAAUUUUUUCUACCGGACCUACUGUAGAGGCUUAGAAACUGUCUGUGCUAGCCUUAGUUGUAGCUCGUGCGUAUGUGUCUUUUUGAGUAUAUGGAAUAACUGUAAGGUGGGAAAGUAAAUAAGACUCUUUCCCCUGUCCCCCUUGCCUGUGACCUCAACAGGCUGAUUUUUUUAAGGUUUCCAGAGAAUGAUAAAUGAUCGAUGGAAAAUCAUGAACAGUGUUUCAGAGCUUGAAGAUGGACAACAGCACAAACCACAGACAUUCUGUGCGUGUGUUCCAAAUGCAUCUCAGCUCCAACAACACUGGUCAGACUUUGACACAGUGAGGCAAACUCCACAGAGAAUGAGCUGUGGCUAUCUUCUCUGCACCAUCCUGCUCUUCGUGGCCGUGCUCCUUGCUGUCACGGUGACGGGGACCAUCUUGUUUAUGAACCACUACCAUGCGCCGGUGACGGACGGCCCACCUCUCAUCAGUACCAACCAGGAGGAGGGUAAUGCCUUGGUGACCGUGGAGAAAGGAGAUGGCUCCCGGAUAAACAUCUUUAUUGACCCCAACUGCCCAGACUACAACAGCAACUUCCUGCGGCUGGAAGGGGUGCAGACGUCCUUGCUGCACUCCCUCACGGAUCACGAUUCGGAUCUGAAGACGGUGAAGGGUCAGGACCGGGCCCUACUGGUGAACCUGGCGGAGGAGAUGGCCAAGCUGUCGGCACACGCAGGGCAACUUAAAAUGGAUUACGAGGCCCUGCGAAGAGGGCAGGGCAGCCUGGGGCAGGAGCUGAACACUUUGCAGACAGAGCAAGGGAGACUGAUUCAGCUGCUGUCAGAAAGUCAAAUCAACAUGGUAAAGGUGGUGAACUCAGUGAGUGAUGCGCUGAACUCCAUGCAGAAAGAACAGGGCGGUAUUAAGACCCGCCUCAAAGCGGACCUCCAGAGAGCGCCUACCAGAGGAACCCGGCCUAGAGGUUGUGCCAACGGCUCCCGUCCAAGAGACUGCAGUGACAUUUACAUGAGUGGACAGAGGGAAGAUGGCAUCUACUCAGUGUUCCCCACUCAUUACCCUGCGGGCUUCCAGGUUUUCUGCGACAUGACAACAGAUGGAGGAGGAUGGACGGUUUUCCAGCGUCGUGAGGAUGGUUCUGUCAACUUUUUCAAGGGCUGGGAUUCCUACAGAGAGGGGUUUGGGAAAAUAACUGGCGAACACUGGCUUGGUCUGAAGCGAAUCCAUGCUUUGACCAUCCAAGCUAAUUACGAGCUGAGAAUUGAUCUGGAGGACUUCGAGAACAGCACGGCUUACGCACAGUACAGCACAUUCGGUGUGGGGCUGUUCUCUGUGGAUCCAGAUGAAGAUGGCUAUCCUCUGACGAUUGCUGACUACUCUGGUACUGCAGGGGACUCCCUGCUGAAACACAAUGGGAUGAAGUUCACCACGAAGGACCGCGACAAUGACCACUCGGAGAACAACUGCGCCUCCUUCUACCAUGGAGCCUGGUGGUAUCGCAACUGCCACACCUCCAACCUGAACGGACAGUACCUGAAGGGCCACCACACGUCCUACGCAGAUGGGAUCGAGUGGUCCUCCUGGACAGGGUGGCAGUAUUCCCUCAAACUUUCCGAAAUGAAGAUCCGUCCUACCCGGGAUGACAGCAAGUGAGAGGAGGAAAGGAAAAUGAAAAAUUAAAACAGCAACAACUUUUCUCACGUUGUUUACAGGUACUGUCUGUCAGAAUGAGAAGGACUUUCAGCAGUUUUUCUCCUUUUCUUCUUUUUGUUCCUGUGGAAGCCCCCAAAGCUAGAGGAAAAUGCAGGAUUGUAUGGUAGUGUUCUUUCAAAGUCUUACCUGCUGUACAGUAUAUGAGUCUUUUUUAUCCUUAUCAUUAUCACUCAGAUUCUAAAUAUGUUUAUUAAUGUUAAAAUGAUUGCCGUUGUUAUUAUUUAAUGGUUCCUACCUAGAACUUAGCAAGGAAGUGACUGGGAAAUAGGAUGGCCAUGGCUUUGUAAAUCCUAACACAAAGUGAACCGGCUUACUGAAAAAACUCAGAUCCCAUGUAGGGGAAUUUCUGCUGUGCUCAAUCUUUUUCAGUAACUGGGAGUCAUGCUUGAUUCGUGCUACCUCAGACUGCAACAAAACUCGCCACAGGAACUCGUUCAAAGGAGUCAGUGUCGCCAGACAAUUUGUAAUACCAUUAGGCAAGUUGGAAAUCGGUGUCCUUUGAAAAAUUGAAUGGGCUGUAGCACCCCUGAGUUGACUUAUACAACACAUAGACAGAGCAAUCAGAGGCAUCUUCAAAAACAAGAGAUUUUUAAUAGUUAAGCCAUUGUCCCUUGUUUGCAUUAAUAAACUGUGGUAGAAAACUGACAGAAAGUGGUUAUUAGGAUUAAACGUGUUCUGAUCCUUUUGCGCUCUUACUCUAGCUGUGCGUUAACAUUUGCUGAGUGAUUUUCACAUGCCUUCACUGUGUUUUAUAACACUGGACACUGGCAAUUCGGUGAUGUACAGUACUGCACCACAGAUGUUUCCAAGGAAUUUUAUAUAGAAAUGGAAAGAACUUUAUUCAACAACAGUUCACCGUGGUUUACAUGAGGUCCAUUGUAGUAAAACAUAGUGCUGCUGUAUUAAAUAUAAGAAGAAUGGCAAUGUCCCUGUCUCAGUGUAGACCAAUCAUACAGUUUUGAGCUGGGGUGAAGAGGAUAUUACAUCCGUUUGUUCCCUCGGAGCUCAUCCUCUUGAGCAGUUGAGACCCCAGACAGGCCGGCGUCUCCCAGAUACAUGCAAGCUCCUUCCAGCUCAUGUAGUUCUGGACCUGAACAUUGAAAAUAUCAUAAGAUUCUUCUGUGUCACAGCACUUCAGAAGUUUGCUUACAAGCUAAGCACAAAGGGGAGGUCCAGGUCAUGGUAACCCAUUUCCAUUGCACACUAGUGUGAGUCUCUUCCGCUGUGCACCUCAGUCUCCUGCUGCAACCAGUGGUGGAUCUGUCCCAGCGACUCUGUGAUUUUGUUUGGUUAUUAAGACUUCCUGCUACCCAAAAAAGAAAAAAAAUCAAAUUGGCAAGGACAGAAAUGAUGUGAAAGAAAGAGUCAGACAAUAUACAGUAGCAGAGGAAUAGGAAAAUUGUUAUAAAAGAAUAACAAAUACUGUAGUAAACUCACCAGGGUGAAAUUUCUAAUGCAGGGUGCAUUUUGAAACUGCUGCAGUGAUAUCUUUCAUGCAGUUUAGUGCUCUCAAAUUUGAACUAAAGCCUUAUUAAUUUGGAGCUCUCUUCCCUGAAGGAAAUUGCCCUUUCUGUCAUUAAUCUCAUAACUGUGUAAACAACAUGCAGUAAGAAGAAGUGAGCAGCUCUUGCACAUGGUGGUCAGGGAGUGCCUGGAGAGGUGAAAGGGAUGAUCGAACGUGAAGACUGAACAAGAUGCCAAAAAAAUCAAACUAGUCAGAUUAUAUUUAUAUGACAUCCUUCAUUAAUGAGCAUAUUGGGCACUUUUAAAAAACUGUCUUAUCUAGUUGAUCUGCAGCCAAAAAUGUCAACAUUUACAGAUGACUGAACUGCAAUUUAUUCAUCCCUUAAACACUCUGAGCAGAGUGUAUCAUAAAAAAUGGAGAGAGAUAGAGACGUGAUCUACACUUCCAAAUGAAAUUUGUGCUUUCUCAAAACUAAGCCACAACAUACAUAUACUGUAUACUGAGUGAGAGAGCAUCUUUAAAGAAGCUUUUGGGAUAAAUUCCAGUAAUCAGUUAAGAUUGUCUGGGAUAGCCAUCAUGCACUGAAAAGAAAUGUGCUCACAGUACUCCCAUGUAAUGGAAAUUAAGAUACGUAUCACCUUGCUGAAGCAGAGCAAGGUGUUAAAAUGCAUGUUCUAAAGAGGGUAAAGCAGGUAGAGAAAAAGGCUUUAAACAGUAGAUGGAUUUUACAAUCAUAUUGCAAUGCAUGUCCCGUGAGCAAACCCUCUUAUUAUCACACAGUAUUGGGUGCUUUAUUGCAAUGCUGAGCUAUGCAGCUCAUAAUACAGAACAUGAAAUCUGCAAAGCUUUCAAAGAAUCCACUCUGAGUUUUAGACAUACCUCAUGAGCGUCUCCGUACCUAUUUCUUAUUUGGCUGCAUAAUUGAGUAUACUGCAAUUUAUUGCUUGCCUGAUUGCAAGCACCUGGUUUAAUUAGAGAAAUUAUGUAUUCAGACAAGGUAUAACAGAUUACAAAGGUAGCUCAUAUAAACAGGAGGAUGGGCUUCAGACAGGUAAUAACAUUAUUUUUGGCUGGCCGUCUGUCACUAGCACAGUAAUAGGUGAUGGUUUUUAGAAGCUGUCCUGAAUAAGAAGAAUGGCAAUCUCACAGCCUCAGUGUAGAACAAUUAUACAUCAUUAAGCUGGAGUGAAGAGGACACAAUGUGCUCUUAUUAGUAUUAAACAUGUUAUGAUCCUUUUGUGCUUUUACUCUAGCUGCUAGGUUUUCUUACAGGCUAAGCACAAAGGGGAGGUCCAGGUCAUAGCAACCCAGUUCCAUUGCACACUAGUGUGAGUCUCUUCCUCUGUGCACCUCAGUCUCCUGCUGCAACCAGUGGUGGAUCUGUCCCAGCGACUCUGUGAUUUUGUUUGGUUAUUAAGACUUCCUGCUACCCAAAAAAA
Molecule: messenger RNA, 5347 nt
Organism: Lepisosteus oculatus (spotted gar)
Lineage: Eukaryota; Metazoa; Chordata; Actinopteri; Semionotiformes; Lepisosteidae
Gene: fibcd1b
Product: fibrinogen C domain containing 1b
Source: RefSeq, a predicted model, not a curated record